AUGGAUAGAACACCAAUACAUGAUCCAUCAAUGACACCAUCACCUAAUACAAUUCCUGUUAGUACAACAAAUAAUCCUUCUAGUCAAAAUUUAUCAAAAACAAUGAUCUAUAUUUGUGGUGAAUGUCAUAAAGAUAAUGAAUUAAAAUCUACAGAUGUUAUUCGAUGUAAUGAAUGUGGUUAUCGAAUAUUAUAUAAAAAACGUACAAAACGAUUGAUCGUAUAUGAUGCCAGAUAG
Rotaria sordida is the source of this 237-nucleotide messenger RNA. Lineage: Eukaryota; Metazoa; Rotifera; Eurotatoria; Philodinida; Philodinidae. The record is from the annotation of a GenBank genome assembly.